GUUGCCAUCGAAAUUACUUGCAGCUGCACCGGAGUCUGCGAUAGCCACGCGCACAGGUGCUGCGCCGUAAUUGGUGGGAAGACGCCCCUCUUUGUACUGAGCGCGCGAAUGCACCCACGUCUCUCACAGUCGGCUGCUCGGUUAGCUAGUUCUUAGCGUGCCGUUGUACUCCCGUGGUUUAAACGGUACCGGGGGUCUGCAGGCACACCGGAGGACCAGCUUGGACGAGGCUCAAGGGGCUCUACACCUUAACCACACUUCAGCUUUCAGUUUUCUGUCAGCUACGUGGGAGAAACAUGAUGUCAGACAAGGAAGCUGGUGCUUUUGAUGAUGCGUUGGAGGAGAGGGUCAUCAAUGAAGAGUACAAGAUCUGGAAGAAAAACACCCCCUUUCUUUACGACCUGGUUAUGACCCAUGCCUUAGAGUGGCCCAGCCUGACUGUUCAGUGGUUACCUGACGUCUCAAGGCCCGAGGGAAAGGAUUACAGCGUACACAGGCUCAUUUUGGGCACUCACACGUCUGAUGAGCAGAAUCACCUGGUUAUUGCUAGCGUGCAGCUGCCCAAUGAUGAUGCCCAGUUUAACACCUCGCACUACGACAGUGACAAAGGAGAGUUUGGAGGCUUUGGCUCAGUAAACGGCAAGAUUGAGAUUGAAAUCAGGAUCAAUCACGAAGGAGAAGUGAACCGUGCCCGCUAUAUGCCCCAGAACCCCUGCAUCAUUGCCACUAAGACCCCCACCUCAGAUGUGCUGGUGUUUGAUUACACCAAGCAUCCCUCAAAGCCAGAUACUCCAGGAGUGUGUCGCCCUGAUCUGCGUCUCAGAGGCCACAAGAAAGAAGGCUAUGGUCUAUCCUGGAAUUCAAAUCUGUCAGGAGCUCUUCUUAGUGCGUCAGAUGAUCACACAAUCUGUCUGUGGGACAUCAGUGCUGUUCCCAAGGAGGGCAGGAUAGUAAAUGCAAAGACGGUCUUUACCGGUCACAGUGCUGUGGUUGAAGACGUCUCUUGGCAUCUGCUUCACGAGUCGCUCUUUGGAUCUGUAGCAGACGACCAGAAGCUUAUGAUUUGGGACACUCGUUCAAACAAUACCUCCAAUGCCAGCCAUGCAGUGGAGGCCCACACAGCAGAGGUCAACUGUUUGUCAUUUAACCCUUUCAGCGAGUUCAUCGUUGCCACCGGCUCAGCAGACAAGACCGUGGCUCUUUGGGACUUGAGAAACCUGAAGCUAAAGCUACAUUCCUUUGAGUCGCACAAAGAUGAGAUCUUUCAGGUUCAGUGGUCACCUCAUAAUGAAACCGUAUUAGCAUCUAGUGGAACAGAUCGCCGCCUCAAUGUCUGGGAUCUCAGUAAAAUUGGCGAGGAGCAGUCUCCAGAAGAUGCAGAGGACGGCCCGCCUGAGCUUCUGUUUAUCCACGGAGGCCACACAGCCAAGAUCUCUGACUUUUCCUGGAACCCCAAUGAACCCUGGGUCACCUGUUCUGUGUCUGAGGACAACAUUAUGCAAGUGUGGCAAAUGGCUGAGAACAUCUACAAUGAUGAAGAACCUGAGGGUACAAUGGAAAGUGAAGCUACCGCGUAACACCUCCACGUGUCGUGUGCAUUCACCUACAAGCCUGAUCACAAAUAGUUCCACUCAGCUACUCCGCCAUCCUGCUCCGCUUCCAUCGGGACACUAAAUGCUAAGAACACAGUGUGACUAAAUGUAGCGCUGGCUUGUUUUGGGACACUGAAAGUGACUCGUUUUAGUAACUUACUGCCUCAAGAAUUUCACUUUUUUCAUUUUUAUUUCUUUAUUGUUUUUUUUCAAUGCACUUAUGUAUAAUCUGUAUUUUUGUAAUUAACUGGCUCUUCCUUGUACAAUGCUAUAUUGUAAAUGCUUUCUUUCCCUAAUAAAGUGUUAUUGAACAAUUAAAA
Messenger RNA from Maylandia zebra (zebra mbuna), 1912 nucleotides. RefSeq names its product retinoblastoma binding protein 4 (gene rbbp4). The record is from RefSeq and is a predicted model, not a curated record. Gene Ontology annotation, molecular function: protein binding. Lineage: Eukaryota; Metazoa; Chordata; Actinopteri; Cichliformes; Cichlidae.